UGUUUUUUUUUCAUCUGAUAGACUUGGGUUGUGAUUUGGUUGGGUGUUUUAUCACCACGCAUGCGCAGAUCAACAGCAACAGAUUUGGAUUUCUACUGAAACUGAUAAGAAAGUUGAGUGUUUAUCGUAUAGUUUGACAGAGAUACCAGAAACUCGUAAUUUACAAAUUUGUUUGACCCUUUUUCCCUAAAAGUCACUUGAAUUUGGUCUAGUCAACUGAUAAGCAACUAACAGAGGAAUAGUCAUCACAUGCUGACACAAAAACUACCACAAUUACCACAAGUUAACCUGCCAUGCCCAACACGAAAAAUAACUGCUGCAUUCCACUGAUGGGUCCAGAUGGAGAUAUCGUUAGAAACUGGUCCAGUAUUGAACCCAAAGUAGAUAUGGCGACUUAUAUAUGGAUAAUUCACCGUUACAGUUUCUACGAACAGAAUGGAGAAGAUCUGCGCUCACCGCUAUUCACUGCGCCUACCAAUGACCGAUGUAAAUGGUACUUACAGUUGAAAUUCAACAAUAAAGUUGGUGAAAAUAAAAAUUAUAUUCAAAUACGAAUAGGUUUGGAUCCUGCCGGUGAAUGUAAAAAAGCAUUUGCUGAACUUAGUAUGUUUCUUUUGAAUGAAGAACGAAAAAAUCCUUUUGAAAGAACUGGUAAAGAUCCUAGAAAAUUUGAAUGUGGAAUCAAAGCUGAUUGGGGAUUUGCAAAGUUCAUUACAAAAGCUAGUCUUCGUUCAACACACGAGGAAUUCUUACGAAACAACAAAUUAACGAUUUACUGUAAAGUAACUUUUUCCGAAGAAGAGGAUUUCAAUAAUAGUUCGAAUAUAAUAACGGAAUCGUCGCAAAUUCGGCAGCGCGUUGUGAAUGAUCUAUCUGAAGAUUUGGGGCGUUUAUACAAAGAUGGACAUCUUACUGACGUUACGUUAUCAGUGAACGGAAAACAUUUCCAGGCUCACAAGAAUAUUUUAUCGGCGCGCAGUUCAGUAUUUUCAGCCAUGUUCAAACACGAUACAAUAGAAAAUCAAAACAAUCAAGUUGAUAUCGUAGAUAUAGACGAAGAAAUAAUGGAAGAAAUGCUUUAUUACAUGUAUACCGGAAAUGUUCAUAAUUUAGAUGGUAUGGCUGAAAGAUUACUGAAGGCAGCUGAUAAAUAUGAAAUAAAAGGCUUGAAAGCUGUAUGCGAAGAUACGUUAUUGCAGAAUUUGGCUGUUGAAAACGCAGUUGAUUACUUGGUGUUGGCAGAUUUUCAAAAUGCUCAUGAUUUGAAAUUAAACGUAAUCAGUUUUAUAGUCGAGAAAUCAACCGAAGUUAUGCGUACAAAAGCAUGGGACAAUUUGGUCCCGUCGAACCCAUAUUUGAUCGACGAAGUUUGCAAAGCUUUAUCGCUUCAACGUCGAUUAUCGUUAUAGUUAUAUGUAGUAUAGCUGCCUUUUGAACGGAUGAAGCUUCUCUGUUUUUUGCAUUUUUAUACUUUCAUAGAUUCAUUUAUACGAAUAAACCAUGUUUUAUGUUG
Molecule: messenger RNA, 1513 nt
Organism: Planococcus citri (citrus mealybug)
Lineage: Eukaryota; Metazoa; Arthropoda; Insecta; Hemiptera; Pseudococcidae
Product: protein roadkill-like
Exons: 3
Coding region: 294-1409 (371 amino acids)
Biological process (GO): proteasome-mediated ubiquitin-dependent protein catabolic process; regulation of proteolysis
Cellular component (GO): cytoplasm; nucleus
Molecular function (GO): ubiquitin protein ligase binding
Source: RefSeq, a predicted model, not a curated record